Molecule: messenger RNA, 14057 nt
Organism: Amphiprion ocellaris (clown anemonefish)
Lineage: Eukaryota; Metazoa; Chordata; Actinopteri; Pomacentridae
Product: phospholipid phosphatase-related protein type 4-like
Exons: 11
Coding region: 374-3244 (956 amino acids)
Biological process (GO): phospholipid dephosphorylation; axonogenesis; phospholipid metabolic process
Molecular function (GO): phosphatidate phosphatase activity
Source: RefSeq, a predicted model, not a curated record
AGAGGCGGUGAGUGGGUGAGAGGAGGAGGCGAGGAACCCGGGGCUGCUGACCGGACGAACCGCUCUGCUCUCCGUACACCAGACACGGUUCCAGGAUGAAGCCCGGUAUGAGCUCACAGGACGGACAGCUUCGGAGCAGACAGCCGCCGCAGUCCGCCGCUGGCUCCGUUUUUUGAAGCCGACAAACCGCAGUUUAGGGGCGACAGCGGACGUAUUAGCGGCACCGACACCUCCAGCUCAGCUCACCGGGGAUGGAGGACCACCGUUAGAAGGCACAGACCGAAGGCUCGGCCGGAAUUUCGCCAAAAUUACGACGGGAAUCAGAUACAGCUCCCUGUCUCCCGGUACCGGGGGAGACCACCGGCCGCUCGUCAUGUCUCGUGCCAAGGAGCGGCUGAAAGGCGGGAAGGAGACGAAGGACAGCGUCACUCUGCUGCCGUGCUUUUAUUUUGUAGAGCUCCCCAUCCUGGCCUCCUCUGUUGUCAGUCUGUAUUUCCUGGAGCUGACAGAUAUUUUCCAGCCGGUGCAUUCUGGGUACACCUGUAACGACCGCAGUCUGUCUCUGCCCUACAUCCUGCCCCGGCAGGAAGUCUGCCCACUGCCUCUGCUCUUCAGCCUGGCCUUUGCUGCUCCGACCGUCACUAUUCUGAUAGGAGAGGCCAUCCUGUACUGCUAUCUGUCCAGGAGAUCAUCAUCCACACAGACUGAGGCCAAUAUCAACGCUGCCGGCUGUAAUUUCAACUCCUACAUUCGCAGGGCUGUACGCUUUAUAGGCGUCCACAUCUUCGGUCUGUGUGUGACGGCGUUGAUCACCGACAUCCUUCAGCUGUCCACCGGUCAACACACUCCCUACUGGCUGGAUGUGUGCAAACCCAACCUGACCCACAUCAACAUGUCCACAUGCGACGAAGCUUUUAUUCUGGAGGACAUCUGCGCCGGACAGGACGUAGGGCUCAUCACUGCUGGGAGGAAGUCUUUCCCCUCCCAGCAUGCUACUCUGGCUGCCUUCGCUGCUGUCUACAUCUCAAUGUACUUCAACACGGUGCUGACGGACUCAGCCAAGCUGCUGAAGCCUCUCCUGGUGUUCUCCUUCGUCAUGCUGGCCAUCCUGGCUGGGUUAACCAGGAUCAUCCAGUUCAGAAACCACCCUGUUGACGUCUACUGUGGAUGGUUACUGGGAGCUGCCAUCGCUGUUUAUCUGGGCGUCUAUGCUGUAGGGAACUUCCAGCCGAGUGAAGAUCGCUCCAGAAGUCGACCACCUCCACCGAUCCUGAGAGAGCCGCCGCUCUCCUCCCUGCCCAACGUCAGCCAAUCAGCAGUCACCAACAGCCACCCAGUUCACCACACUCUGGCUCCCAGCCAACCAGAGCCCAUCAUCACCAGGACCUCCUCCCACGCCAUCUCCGCUGACCAGCCGCUGCCCAUCCUGACUCGGAGCGCCUCCUACCGAGAGCCGUCCAUGGCCAUGAAGAGAGCCAGCGCCGAGGUGGAGGUCAUCACUCCGUCCAGUCCGCCCGGCAACCACGACAACAUGAUGACCUUCAGCAGCAGCACCCUGCCCAGGUCCCAUGGAGGUUCCUCUCUGGAGGAGGGUCGUAUUCCACGGCGUCACGCCUCCAUCCACGCCUCCAUGGACUCCACCCGCUCCAAGCAGCUCCUCAGCCAGUGGAAGAACAAGAACGACAACAGGAAGCUUUCCCUUCAGGUGAUGGAUGGAAUCAGGCCGGCCUCCUCUUCGUCUCCUCAGAGGAACAUGGAACUCCGUUGCUCCUCCGAACCAUCUGCCAUGGGCCUGGAGGCAGAGCUCUGUGGUGGGACCCACCUGCCUUUAGUCAUAGCCCAGGAGGCGGAGCUGCGCGCUGGAGCCCACAUCCCAGCUCAGUACAUGAAGCUAGCAGCCAGCUCCGUCCCCAUGUCCAACCAUAAUCACAUGGUUCAUAACGGCAGCACCGGAUUGGCCGGCGGGGCCAGAGUGUCCAUCCAGUCCCGGCCCGGAUCCUCCCAGCUAGUUCACAUUCCUGAGGAGGAGAAUCCCACCAGCAAGGAUCAGGAGAGCGAAUCAGAGGACAGCAUCAUGGAUGGAGGCGGGUCAGUGAGGGAGAAAUGGCUGAGAGUGGCUGAGAAGACCAGCAUCCCCUGCAGGCCGCUGAGUGCUGGAGGUCAGCCUCGGCUCAUGCAGGUGAUAGCCUUAUCCAAACAGCAGGGUCUGCUCCACUCUCCCCGGUCGGAGGACGGCGGCAGCACUGUCAGCUGCACUGGAUCCAUCCGGUACCGAACUCUGACGGACCAGGACCCAUCUCCACCCGCCUCCACCACCGGAGCCAUGGGAGGAGGAGGAGGAGGUUUGGAAAGAACCGGGAGUAUCGUCCGUGUUGAAGCUCACCCAGAGUCCAGAUCAAACAAACCAAUCGUGAAACCUCCGAGCACCGACGGCAGCGGCUCCUGGCGAUGGAAACCACCAGAACAACGGGCAUCCCUCCGACAGUCAGCCUUCAACCUCAACGACCUGAACAGAUACACGGACAGCUGUGAUUCACUAAGGGAUGGCGGGUCGGUGGAUGGGAGGAGGAGCGUAGCAGGGACCGAAUCAGAGAGCGAAGGUGGUGGGGAAGGAGGAGGAGGCAUUUACACCAACCAUCCACAUGUUGUUCACCCUCUACACCCCUUACACCCAAAUAAUCCCAACAAUUUCCAGCACCCUGGUUUUAAUCCCAGCAAUCCCAAUCAUCCCAACAAUCCUAACUUCAACAGCAUUCACCCCAACGUUAACCCCAACGGUACCAACUCCAACAUGCCAUUUAACCCCACCGCCGCCACCUGUGCGCCUCCCUUCCACCCCCACCCUCAGGCCAUCACCACCAUCAGGGUGACCCCGGUGGAGGGGACGGCCGCCAGCAGCGACGGCGGCUCAGACUGCCAGUCGGUGGCCUCGUCCAGCCGCGAGUCCACCCUGAGGAGGAAGAACAGCGGCAACGUCCCCGACCGAGGGCCCACCCCCGACCUCCACAACAACCACCGCAUGGUUGACGACAGCAACCGCCUCGACAACGAGAGCAGCAACCGCUUUCACGAAAACCUCAGAAGUUUUCAAGAGAACCCCAUCCUCCCCAAUCACCCCAACCUCCCCAACAGGCAGCUGCAGGGAAUGUUUGGCCGUCCUAGCCCGACUCCGCCCCCUACAUUACCCCGACCCAUCCUGACUCACACCCCUCCUCCCACCCUGGGGCUGGCCUAUAAGGAAUGACGGUGUUAAGGUCAUUCAUCUACACCUGUGGUAAAAGAAUUUGUCCUACUUGACCAGUGCAAAUGCUGCUGGAGCCAAAAUCAUUCCACUCCAGAUUGGACUGAAAACAAAAAUUGAGUUAAAUACAUUUUCCACCCAGGGUUAGCUAAUGGUGAAUGGCCAAAAAUGUGUUAGUCACACCUAAAACGUCUCAGCCAGCCAAUCCGGGCAGAAUAUAUGGUCAGUCCCAGCUGGUUUUUCACCCCACUGAAUAUAUGAACUGUAAGCUUCUCCGAUCCAUCAGCAGGAGGUUGGAGAUCCGCUGCUUCAGUCGCCGCACAGUCUCAACACAAACGUCCCUGCUGUUAAUCUUAACUGGCGACUAAGGGGAGACUACAGUGAGUUUGAUUCAACAUUUUUUCUGUGUCUUUAUAUUUAUUUACGUGUUUUUAUCAUGGACUGCUGGACAAGCCAGAAAAUCUUUUGUAAAUCUAACAAAUUGAGUGCACUUGCUUCAUAGGCACAAGGACAAUGGGCUAAAUAAAGUGCUGAGCCUUUGAAUCACUGGUCAGGAGAGACUCCAGCCUCCGGUCUGUCCUUUAUCUCCCUGCCAGCGAGGAUGGAUUCAGCCUCAUGACUCUUCUCUCGUUUCUCCGGCUGCACGGUCGGGACAACGUUGCUAACAUUUAUACGUAUAUUCCAGCUUUCACCCUGUCGUCACACAGGUAAUGCGUCUAUAUAUGAACUCUACAGCGUAACCACAUGCCCUUAGAUGGAGGUUUUAUAUCCAGAGCCCAUAACUGUGAUGUGUUUGUACAUAUGGGAGGCCACGAGGAAAAUCAAACCCGCGGUCUAAAUUGUUUUGGGCUACGAGGAGUCCCUUCUGGGCAAUAACAGUAUCUCUUAGUUGAUGGUGGUUUUGUGUUUGUGUUGGAUAAGAACAAUAUCAUGGGGCAUAUAUUGUGUUUAAAUAUAGUAAAAACAAGCGCUCUCUUUUUUCCAUGCUGUGUUUUAAUGAUGUGCAGUUUAUGAAUUAUCCUGACUGUGUAGUAGCUGUACUGCUCACGACACGUGCAGCAUGUUAGUCAUCUUAUCAGAUCCAAAGACCCAACAAAAUCUAAUAUUUGCUUACUAUUUUUUACCAUCAGUGCUGCAGCUGCACUUAUGAUUUAAUAUUAGGACCACUGUUGAAAACUAAAAUGGGAUAUUUGGAGAAUAAAAUGGUGAUAAAAUGGAGAAAAACAGUUUAAAAUGUCUAAACGAUUAUAUUAUAAGUUGAGAAUAGAUUGUUUUAAAAUAAUAAAAUAGAUAUCAUAGUCAGAAUUUAAGUGAGGAAUAAUAUUUAAAAUACAGUGUAAUUAUAAAACCAGUGCAAUAUAAUAAUAUAAGAAGAAAAUCCUAGAAUUAAAAGUAAGAGUAAAGUAAAUUCGCACAGUCAAAGCUGUACAAAGAAAAAAGUUCUAAAAGUUUUACAUGACAGUUAUAACAUUGCAAAGAUAUAAAUAUCAUUUUAAAGUAAUUUAAUUCAAUGUAAAAUGUGCCAAAAAAGUAGAUAUUUCAGGAGAAAUGUAAUUUACAAGAAUGAAGUAUUUCAAAUUUAAAGAGAAAUUUUACAGUUAAAAAGUAAAUGUUCCAUGUUUUUAUUUAUCAGGGAAGAAUAACAUUACUAUUGAUGAGGUUGCAGUUUUACAAAGAAAAAUCAGAUAUCAUUACAAAAAAUGUCAUUAUUUUGAGAAAAACAUCACAAAAAAAUUUAACGUGAUUUAUUUUGAAAAUUUCAAGUUUAUUUAAACUUUUUUAUUUGUGAAAAUGCAAUAUAAUCACCAGUUUAUUCUCAGAACUGUUUUCCUCCUUUGACAGUGGCCCUGCUACACCGCUGUACAACUUACCUUAAAACGACAUUUUCUUUAGUAUUUUGCAUGUGUGGUUGAAUUCAUUCUGACAUUUGCACUCCGUUGAUGUUGGAGGAUAAAAAAACAGAUUUUUGUACCUUUUGAAAUGAUGUAUAAAUUGCCAGUUAACAGACUAUCCAACAUAUAUUAGCCCAGUGUUUACAUUCUUUAUUUCUUAGAGCCCAAGUGCCAUUGGAGGGAAGCAUUGUGGCUGUGGGCUGGUCACAGGAAUAAUGUUGUCUGGAUGGUGUAGAAUCUAAGAAAGCACAAUAACUGCAGCUUGACCGUGGAAUAUGUGGAUAUUUGCAGCUGUGUAGAUAUCUGUGUGACCUGUGUGCUUUCUGGUCAGAUGUCGGUUUGCUUGUUGCGUUUGUCGGUGCAGGAACGUGGCGAAGGUUUAGCUGAUGGUGGAGAUGAUGCUGCUGCUGCUGCUAACAGAGCUGUCACUGUGUUAGGAUGCUUUUAGUGGUGGAGUAUAUCCUAAUAUUUCAGCUUUUAUUAUCGGACAUAUUGUGGCCAAACAGGCUAAAAUACAUCAAAGGUGUAUCGCUGAAUGGGUCGGAUGCUUUGAGUUGCUCUUCAACAGACAAAUUGCCUUUUGCAGGUAACAGCAAAGCUCAGAUGCAGCUAAAUAAGAUAUAGAGCUUUUAAGAAGACCCUGACAGGUCGACAACAAACACUAUGUUUGACUAUAAGGAUGUGAGAAGGUUCCAGAGCCCGUUGUUGUGAGUUUUGAGCGUUUUGUCGUUGUCCUGAUUGAAUUCAGCAGAAAUCAUGCAGAGAACAAGCCGAUGCUGGUGUGAACAUUUGGAGAAGUAUAAAAGUUGUAGAGCCUCAUUAUCACAUUAUCCAGUCAUGAAUACUGAUGAUCUAGCAAAGCUGCAUGUGAAAUAAGUGUGGCUGAUUUCAAUUAAAAUGGCAAAAGAGAUCAAAUCUUUGAGAAAAAAACGUGCCGUUUUUAAAGGAGAGUGACAGAAGGAGGCCGUUCUAGAUGAAGCAUUCAGCUGAACGACCAACUGAUGAGAGUUUAAACUACACAGCUUUGGAGUAAAACAGACGAUAUUUUAAUAUAGAUGUUAAAGAAUAUUUUCAUGUAGUUUAGAUUUGGAGCUCGGUUUGCCACUAUGAUGAGAAUUAUGUGCCAAAAUCUUUGAGAUGGUGCCACAAAAGAGCAGCACAAUCACUUAUUUAUGUUAGAAGGUUUAAACCUGUAUGUAGAAAUCGUAUUUAUGUUAAUUUACUGUGAAAGUCCAGCGGAGGAGUCGUUGGGCUACGUAAUGAAUAAAGGUGCAUGAAGCACCAACACUGGUGCUACGGCCAAACAAUUCAUCUCUCUAAUUUAAAACAGUGUUUUUAAGGAGGUCAGUGUUAAGAUUGCACCAUUUUAGACUAUUGAGCACAUUAUUGUUAUUUUAAUGUAAAAUUACAGACUGCUAGGGAAAUUUGUCAAGCUAAGUUUCCAGUAAAUAAGGCAGAACUUUACCACAUUUCAAGAGUUUAGAAAAAGGUCAGAAAAGAGCAUGCUUGUUUCCAGACAUUACUGCUGCACUCAAUCGAAAGACUGGUAGGAAUUUAACUUUUAAGAAUUUAAAAACACCAAAAGAGUGAUGACUAGCAUCCUCAUGUCGGGUUCAGACUGAUAGCUAGCAGUUUGUUGAAACGGUGGACAGUGAGCAGUAGUUGGAAACUUUAGAAACAUAGUUUGAUUUAUAAAGUUCAUUAGAAUCUCUGACUGGAAGCAGCUUCACCUAAACAGUCUCUAACAAUAAGAAAAACUGCAGUCAGAUAUUCUCCUCAGAUGUUUUAAUUUUAAAUCUCUGCAGCUAAGCUGUAGUUUACUGUAGAAACACUGGAUUUAAAGGUGCAAAGGACAGAUAGAUGUACAUGUAGAUGCUUUUAACAACUUUUAGUUCAUUUUUCCACAUACAGAAAAUCUUUAUUUACCAUUUCACCAUUUAAUUGUCUGCACAAAACACAAACCUGAACCAAAGCUGCUUCACCUGCCUGAACAGUUUGCAGAUAUUUUAUCAAGCUAUACAGAUGUGAUGGGGCUGCACAGUGGCGUAGUGGUUAGUACUUUCACCUUGCAGCUAGAAGAUCCCUGGUUCGCGUCCCGGCUUUCCCGGGAUCUUUCUGCAUGGAGUUUGCAUGUUCUCCCUGUGCAUGCGUGGGUUUUCUCCGGGUACUCCGGCUUCCUCCCACAGUCCAAAAAUAUGCUGAGGUUAAUUGAUCAUUCUAAAUUGCCCGUAGGUGUGAAUGUGAGAGUGAUUGUUUGUCUCUGUAUGUAGCCCUGUGACAGACUGGUGACCUGUCUAGGGUGUCCCCUGCCUUCACCUGAGUCAGCUGGGAUAGACUCCAGCCCCCCCAUGACCCAAGUGAGGAUUAAGUGGUGUAUAGAUAAUGGAUAAUGGAUGGAUGGAUACAGAUGUGAUAUUAAUGAAGAACAAAUCUGGAGGAAUGUAAUGAUCAGAAGCUGAGCUCAGACUGUCAUGAACGAGGCAGAACACAUUUCCAGCUCUUUGUAUGACUGAAUACUGAUGCAGUAAAACUGGAGGAAGUUUCCCCCACAGGCCUUCAUGUGUUAAUAGUCCUGCAGACAGAGAAGUAUAUUUUAAUAUGAUAGAUGAGCUGUUAACUAGUCUGCUGUUAAAGGCAUGAAGUCGAGAAUAAGUUCAGUUAAAUACCAGAAUUCAGUACAAGUGUGUGAAAGUCAAUGUCUUAGUUUGAACACUCCAGUAGUUUUCUGUCCUUUCAGCGGGAAACUAAUGAGAUAAACAGAGUGGAAAUGAGGAAUAGAUUUUUGGAUUAUUCCUCCUUUAGAAAUGCAUUCAAUCAGUUUUUAGUAUUAGCAAAAAAGCCUUACAACAUAUUUAUGUUCUUAAUUUAUUAUAUGGCGUCAUCUGAUUUUGAAUUUUUAUUGCAUGUAUUUGUGUUUAUUUUUAACGUGGCCUAGUAGUUUUUCAUUUUCAGCUAAGAAAUGAUGGUUACGUAUGAGAAAGAUGUGAUUUAAAGCCGCGAACAUAUCAUCUUCUGGCUGCAUCUGGCCGGAACAGAGGAAGAGGAGGUUCACUGUAACAUCCAAACAGUUUGUGGGCACCAAAAUGAAACCAGUAAAUAAGUAUAGUGAUUAUAUGGACACUCCCCUUUAAUGUGCAGCAGUUUUACUGGCAUAAUGUCGCUGUGCCUGAACAUUACUGUCACAAAACCAGGGUCCAGUCCUGAUUUAUCCACAGCAGCCCACUCUUUAUGUCCCGCUCAUGCUUAUAACUGUGUAGUAAUGAUGCUAAUAAUUCUAGUAGUAGUAUUGGAUUUGCCUGAAAAUGAAUGGUAGUAUUAAAACCAGAUAUAGCGUUCAGACUAAUGUUCCACAGUGGUGAGAGAUCCCAGCUAAACCUGGAAGUGCUCCUCAAAACUUUGCUAGCUAGCUGUGGUUUUAAAAUUAAACUUGAAUGCAGGCAUGUUGGCUGAAUCUUAGCUGUUUGUGCAGUUUGGUGUUGAGUUCAGGGCCCGUGUACAGGUAGUGGUAGUAAACCGGUUAGAACGAAGUGUUUGUCUGCUGGCAGCUCCACAGCUAGCCUUCUUAUACUACCUAUUGUUACUCAACCCACCCCCUGCUGGUUACAGGAUGUUCAUAGAUUCAACCAGCGGUCCUAAAAAGGUCAAAUAGAAUAAAUGUGAAUGAUCCACAACAAGCUAUUUAAUAAUUAUCAUGUUUAUAAUAAUCAGUGUUAUUUUCAUCUUUUUCUUUCACUGAAUCUCUACUGAUAUAAUACAGUAUAUAGAUAUUUUUUGAUUAGUGUUUGUGAACAAGAACUUUUUAUCUCUGCUUGUCCAGUUUGUUUUUAAUGACCAUGGCAGCCACUCAGACGGGUGGCUGAUCAGUUUAUCUUAUAAUCAAGCUUGUAACUCGCCAAGAAAGAUAUCUUAAACUGUUGGAAAUCUGCUGUUGUCGGUCUGGAGUCUGUUUUUUGAAUCUGUGCGACUCGCCAAUGUUGGACAAAGGUUCAAAUUAAUGUUUACACAGAAGUGUGUUGCCAUCAUGCCUGUUUUUAAACCAUAUCAGCCCUUUCUAGGCGGCUUUCCACUGCAGGUGAAUAUCUACUGGACCUGCUUUCUGCCUUUCAGUUUCCAUCUGACAGAUUACCUGCAACAAAACAGUUAAAGUAGCAGCUGCUGGAUGUAACUGCGGUUACUGGCGAGGAUGUUAGAGAGAAGAGAGGGCAGAAAAACCAACCAGCAUUGGUUCUUCUGUCAGUUUAACCAAUAAGAGGCAGUUCUUGCAGUCGAAAGACACUCAAAGGUUCGAACUGCUCCAAGUUCCAGUAAUUGAAAAUAGUCUGUUGAGACUGACUAGAGACACUUUUUAUUAGUAAUGUAAACAGCACGUCUCUGGCAGAUCGUAAGAGUCAGUUUAUGGUUUGUCCAGGAGAUUUAGAGUGACUUUAUUUAAAGUAGUUCCAGCAGAGAUUAACGCCUGAUUGUAGCGGCCCAUCCAGGGAUAGAACACAUGGCAGAACUCUACCAAAUGAAGAACAGAUGAUGCUCUGAAUCGUGUAAAACAACUAAAAACACACGUCUGUGUCUGAGAGUCUCAACACUGGAGUUUAUGGUUAGCCUAGCUUAGCAUAAAGCAGGCAAAAACAGCUGGCUAGAGUUUAUAAAUACACCUUCCAACACCUCUACACUGACGACCUAACUAUAUACAGUGUGUGUUUUCCUGGAGAGUUACAAGCUUGAAAAGUUCUUUUAACAAUAAGUGCAUUUCCCACAGUGCUGCUGGCUGUCACCGUAUUACAGGAAUGUAAGAAAACACCAUUUAUUAUCUCACAACACAAGUCCAACUGGAUCUCAAACGAGCGGUUCCAAAAUAUUACAACGCUGUAAAAAACAUCUUAUUGGAUACUUGAUGUAGGUUUUGUUUUUUUCUAUCAGAUUUAUAAUCAGUUGAAGAUAUGAGCUACUAGCUGUUUUUAAUGAUUGAUGGCGGUAUCGGUUUCCUGUUUCUAUUGCUGUACAUAGACAUUUGUAUCUUUAUAAUCAUUAGUAGAUCCUGUAUGUGAACCCAGACUGAAGCUUUGGGUUGUUAGCUCAGUGGAAAUGCUAAUGUUUAGCAUAGACUACCAGACUUUUCCAUCCAGCCUGGAGUCGGUCCACCUUCAGAUCCCUCCAUUCAACAUGCCAAUGUUCAGUCUGCCAGACAGUGAUUUUGGCCUGUUCUUUAUUUUAACUUCAUUUCAAGGUUUUAGUGGACUGAAUCCAGGCCUGGCAUCUGUUUAGUACAUUUUAAUAGAAAGUGGUCAUUUAAAAAAAGCUGCUGUCACGUGAAAACCUUGGUACUCCAGUUAAAGUGUAAUUAUCUAUAUUGUUUCAUAAUUCAUGAUUUCAUUUUUUAAAAUGUCUAUUUGUGUACACGCACACCUGUAACCCUGAAUGCCAGCUAGUCCUGAGAUGUUCUAUUUUUUGGAGGUUUGAGGUUUGGGACGUCAUGCUGACGGUUUAUACUGACACCAAGUCCACAGGAAGUACAGUGAUGGUGAGUGUUAGUGUUCUCUGAGCAAUAUAUGAGAGAUACAAGGAAAUAUCAGAAAUCCCUGAACCUGAAGAUGAAGGGCAAAAAGCAGACAGUAAAUGGUAUCUGAUUGAUUUAUUGAGUAUUUAUGGAAUCCAGUGUCUGUGUGAUCACUCUUCAUGGCUCUGUUUACAUGUACACUUUACUGUCUGUUGUAUUGUACAGUACACUGACUGUAUGCUGGUUUAUUUCACUGGAUGCAGACUUUGGGAAUAAACCUGCCUCUAACUACACAUUUUAAGCAGCUUUUUCCUCCCCUAAUGCUGUCUGUGUUACUGUUUCAGAUCAUGCAGUAAAACUUUCCUGCUUAGCUCUUUCGGUAAACAGUUAUAAAGAUCUACACAGAAUCUGUGAAGAUUUGGCGUCUGAUGGGGAAGUUUCAUUCUUCAAGUACAUUCCACUGAACUUGUCAUUAUUUUGAAGGGGCACCAUCACUGCAUCCUGGGCUAAAAACACCGUGACGACUGAGAUCGGGUUAGAACAUUGGAGAUUACAGCAACUUCAACCAAAACACAUUUUGGUCAGGCGCCUCUCCUGUGGAACCAGCUCCCAGUUUGGGUUCUGGAGGCGGACACCCUCUCUAUUUUUAAGACCAGGCUUAAAACCUUCCUUUUUGACAAAUCUUAUAGUUAGGACUGACUGGGGGACCCUGAGGGGGUCAGCUGGAGUCUUCCUCUUGGACGUCCCUUAGUUCUGCCCCUAGUUCUGCUGCUACAGGCCUAGGCUGCUGGAGGACCUCUCUGGAUGCACUGAGCCCUUCUCUAUCUACCAUUAUAUUUAAUAUAUAUAUACCAUUAUUGCAUUACACUCACUCUGUUUCUCCCUGUGUCCUUUCUCCGAGUGUCCCUGAUCCCAGAGCUGGAUGCUUCAGAUCUGUGGCGGUUCUCCCACCAACUGGCCUAAUCUCCAUCUGUGGGAUGCUGCUGCUGCUGACCUUCCUCCAGCCCACUGCUUCCAGCUGCCCAUUUCCAUCAAUCUACUCUGCAUCACCCUCACUAUACUUGAUUUGCUCAUCUACAUAUUUUUGAAUUUACCACCAGCUAUAUAUGUAGUAUAUUUAAUGUCAGAGUCAUACACCAUAGCAGUAAACUACAAUUAGUUUCCAUGUUAGUUGUACUUUGCAUGUAUCAUCUGUCUUAUCAUGCAUGUAUUAUACUGUGUGUUUUAUGGUCCUUGUGUCCCCCCCACCUCUCUAUCUCUACCUCUACCCCUCUACCUCUUCCCCUCUACCUCCAUCCCUCUAUCUGUAUCCCUCUAUCUCUAUCUCUACCUUUCUACCUCUUCUGUCCCUCUCAACCCAUCCAGCCAGCAGCAGAUGGGUCCCCCCACAUUAGAGCCGGGUUCUGCUCGAGGUUUUUUUCCCUGUUAAAAGGGUGUUUUCCUUGCCACUGUCGCCUUUUGGCUUGCUCUGGGGGUCAGGCAUAUGGGUUCUGUAAAGCGUCUCGAGACAAUUUGACUGUAAUUGGCGCUAUAUAAAUAAAAUUGAAUUGAAUUGAAUUGAAUUUUAGGGAAGAAGGAAAUGGAGACGUUAUCACAUAAUAAUGACUUACUAUUGCAAAAUUGAAAAGGAAAAGUUAAGAUGGUUGGGACUUUGUGACUACAGGAGUUUCCUGAAGUCCUAGCAGUGGUAAAAAUCGGGAAAACUUAACAGAUACUACUGUUCAAAAGGUCACCAUGUUUUCAAUGUUUUCUCUAUGUGCUAACAUAACUGCACAAGGGUUUUCUAACCAUCAAUGAGCCUUUCAACACCAUUAGCUAACACAAUGUAGCAUUAGAACACAGGAGUGAUGGUUGCUGGAAAUGUUCCUCUGUACCUCUAUGGAGAUAUUCCAUUAAAAAUCAGCUGUUUCCAGCUAGAAUAGUCAUUUACCACAUUAACAAUGUCUACACUGGAUUUAUCAUUCAUUUAAUGUUAUCUUCACUGAAAAAAAACUGCUUUUCUUUCAACAAUAAGGACAUUACUAAGCAACCCCAGUCUUUUGAACGGUAGUGUGUUUGUUUCUGUGUCAUUUGAGACAUCUACUCUCUCAAAGAUUUUAAACUAUUGGCUCAUCACAUGCUGCAGGAUAUUAUUAUGAAGUUAUUGUGCCAGAGGGAGCCAUUGCAUGAUCUAACUGGGAAGCAAAUAAAAACAAAAAUGGAGACUGGGGUGCAACAACUUGCUGUUCAGCUAAAAAUAUAGUGAGAAAGAGACAGAAACAAGAGGUUGAACAAGUCAGGAUCAGAUACAGCCAAAAACGGUGUGAUUUCAACUGUUUUAAUCAGUUUCAGUGUCUUUAGCUAACAUUAGCCUGGAGGACUGGAGUGUUUAGUGUUCCUUGUGUCUGCUGUGUGGGAACCAUUUAGAGUUUGACUCUUAAAAGUCAAACAUGAUUGAUCUCAUCGAGGCAAUUCAGAAGGUUUAAUACUGGAUCUGGAAGCUUCUCACAUUAGCAAAUAAUCUGGGAAAAAGACAUCAAGAUCUCAGUCUCUGCUGCAGGAACUCUGGUGUGAGGUUUCCAUUGCAGGAUGGGACCUGACAGCAUUAUCUCUAGAGAAUGGAACAAUGGAGCUUUGCUCUGUUAGCUUAUAUGGUGAAUUCCCAUUGAAGGCGAUGAUGUUAUAAUGAAGAAGACUGCUGCUGGAUGAAGACAUCUACAUGGUAGAAAUCUGCCACUUACUCUGUCUUGAAUUUAACUGAUUAACUCCUGCAGUCUGAGCCCAACAUUAGGCAGAUUUAGAUUCGGUAACGACGGCCAGAGGGUUGAUCUGUCUUUAUGUAUCGUCAGUGGGAACAACGUGAGCCCUAUUUUUAACCUGCAUUGUUCAGAGGUCCUGUCUCAUAAUUCUGAAAUACAGAUCUCAUAGCUCUGAGAGAACUCUUUAGUGAGUGGAACGCUUCCAUCCUAACAGGCAAACCCCCCACCGCCUCCAAAAAACUACUGAGCUUCACGCUGUGCGGAAGCUGUCGAGUUAGCUUUAUUAUUCAGUCAUCAAGAGCAAGCAGGAAAGUUCCCCAACCAUCUUUUGCCUAUCUUGAUUUUAGUGUUAUUCUUCAGCUUUUUUUAAUUUUAAAUUUCGUGUUUCAAUCCCUGCAGUGGGAUCGAACCAGAUAAUGUGUACAUGUAAAGACAGCUGCUGAAGUCAUCUCAUCCGUUCUGACUGAAACUCUCAACUCUUCACAUGAAGACAAAUAGUGACUUGCAGUGGGACUAUUGUUCCUGAGAGUUCAGGAAGCAGCAGGACUCUGGAGGACGAGCUGCAGAAUGGAUGAGUGAACUGGUGACUAAUGGACUGAACUGACUGUGAAACAACAGUGUACUGAUAAUGACAGCCAUCCUAAAGUUUCUGUUUUCCAGUGGUGUCUCUGUGACAAAUAAAGGUUUGAUAUCAA